This is a messenger RNA of Amyelois transitella, 1707 nucleotides long. Its product is annotated as zinc finger protein 626. Gene Ontology annotation, molecular function: DNA-binding transcription factor activity, RNA polymerase II-specific; zinc ion binding; RNA polymerase II transcription regulatory region sequence-specific DNA binding. The record is from RefSeq and is a predicted model, not a curated record. The transcript is spliced from 7 exons. Gene Ontology annotation, biological process: regulation of transcription by RNA polymerase II. Gene Ontology annotation, cellular component: nucleus. Bases 370 to 1674 code for a protein of 434 amino acids. Lineage: Eukaryota; Metazoa; Arthropoda; Insecta; Lepidoptera; Pyralidae.
UUCAACAUUAAGCACGUAAAAUGUAAAACCGGUGGACUAAAUGCCACAAGACAUGCUCUACCAGUCGAACCUUUGGACCAAACUUAGAUGGAUGUUUGGGUGAUGUGAUAACUGUAAAAAAAUAUAUAUAUAUUUAAUUAGUAAUUCAUAUACCGGGUUAAAAUGCUUGGCGUAAAAAGGCACAGUUUCAAAUCCCACCGCGACCAUGUAACUACCAAUGACUAUUUUCAAAGUUAUGCACAUUAGUUUACAUACUUAUUGAUGCUCACACACUGAAGGAAAACAUAGUGAGGAGAACUGUGCGUUCAGGCAACUGUGUCUGCAGGCUCUGUCUGCCCUAUAAGGGCACAAGAUGGCCUGCCUCAGCAAAUGUGUACUGACUGUGUGGUGUUUAUCAAAAACUGCAUGGAAUUCAGAAGGAAAUGCAAAGAUGCUGAAGCUUCUCUAUUACAUGUCACAAAACAAAUGACACAUAAUAAAAAUUUGAAGAAAAAGAGUUUAUUACAUUUUGAGAAUGUGGCCCAAGAACAGGGGCUAAACAUAGAUGAAGAUGACCGACCAUUGAAGCAUUUCAUAGAUAGGACUGAUAGUGUAUCGUCAAAAGAUUUGGAACCAAACAACGACCUUAAUAUUGAGACAGUUUUGGAAGAAACGUAUGAUGAUCAUAUCCAACAUGAAUCAGUGAUUGAACAUGAUGUGUCAACUAGAACUAUUGUUAAAGAAGAUUGCGUAUCAAUAAUUGGAGAAAACCUCACCACAACUUUAGAACUUAACAAUAUUAAUGAAGCAAAUCCUGAAAGGAAAACAAUAAUGUCUAAAGAUGAUUCACAAGAACCGUUAUAUGAAUUGGUAGAUAGUGAUACGAUCAAGCAGCGAGUGUUGUGUAAGCUGUGCCACAAGGAGCUGUCGCUCCGCAGCUUCGUGUCGCACGUGGCGCGGCGGCACCCCGGGGCCGACCGGCGCGCCAAGUGCGAGCUGUGUGACCGCUACGUCACCGCCGCCAAGAUGAACCGACACGUGGUGUUGGUGCACGGCUCCGGCCCGUUCAAAUGUGGUUACUGCAAGCGCGAGCACGCGUCGCGGGAGGCGCUGCUGGAGCACGCGGGCGCGUGCGCGGACAGGAAGAAGAAGCGGAAGCCCAGCCAGACCAGCCGGGCGCUGCAGCAGUGCGCCGUGUGCCACAAGACGAUGCAGCGCGCCAGCCUGCGCGCGCACACCCGCGUGCAGCACGCCGGCCUCGGGCCCGUCUGCGAGCACUGCGGCCUGCGGUUCAGCAACAAGUUGCGGCUGCUCGAGCACGGGCGCGCCAAGCACGGCCACCACAAGCUGCAGUGCUCCUUCUGCGACUUCCAGAGCGCCGGCGUCGUCGCCUUGAGGAACCACGAGCGCCGUCACCGCGGCGAGAAACCGUUCGUGUGCGAGACAUGCGGCGCCAAGUUCCACGCCGCGUACCUCCUCGCGCAGCACAGACACUCGCACCGCACGGAGAAACUUGUCAAGUGCGAGCAAUGCCCGGCGGCGUUCAAGGCGAGCAACAACCUGCACACGCACAGGCUGGCGUGCCACGGCGCGCGCGCGCGCUGCGAGCUGUGCGGCCGCGACUACGGCGGCCGCCUGUACGCCGCGCGCCACCGCCGCCGCGCGCAUGCGCCGCCUCCCGCCGACCUGUUAUAAAUGUUUCAAGGACAUUAAAGCGUUUAAACUAUC